AUGGCAGCUGACCAUCCCAAACUUUCUGCCGAUGAGGAUUCACGAACAACCUUAGGCAAAAGGCCAAAAGCACAAAUUUCAACGGACAACGGUGUGCAGGUAGACUCUGCGCAGUCUGCGCCUCGUAAGCGCGCCAAGAAAGAAACUAGCCAAUGGCUUGAAGACUUUGACGGUAGUAGUUCUCCUCGGGAAACUACGAAUCCUACAGCUGUAAGCGAAGUAGUUCCAUCGAGAAAUAGAGCGGAUGACGAGAAGGCUGCGGAGAAUGGAUUCAAUCGACCUUCCCCAAAUUACCCUUCAAAAAUACCCGUUGCUUUCUCGCCAUCAGACAUUCCCGACCUUCGAGAUGUCAUAGACCUCUUUCCUUCGAAAUCAGAAUCGAGCAAGGUGAAAUGGCCAGUCAAGGAGAAUAAAGCCUACGUCACAGCGUUCGAGAACCUGAUCAAACACAACCCUAAGUCGACAAAAGAUUCAGAUGCCUUCGCGAGUAGACUGGCGUGGUAUCAGUAUUUUCCACUUUGUGAGAAAUGGUUCAACCCUCCACCAGCGAAGGCCCGAGAGGUUGCCCACGGAAGAACGGAGACUAAAAAAGCAAGACUUCGCUUCUGGUCAUUAGUUGAGAAUUGUAAGGCAGAAGGCACAUUACUGGAAUUACGUGCGGGCAAAUUUGGAGGUGUUGAGGCGCUUCGCGAGUAUGCUGAGGACCACAAGAUGGAAGAAAAUUUAGAAGAUGAAGCUGAUGACCUGAUCAAGACUUCUGAGCGCUUUGAGAUGGCGGUUGCCCGUCGCAAACAGAUCCCCUCAGUCAAGGUGAAAGCUUGGGGUCGCGCAUGUCAGAAGGUGCAUUUUACAGAAGUUGAUCUGAAUUACUGUAAAUACUACCCAAGCGGUCUCGAAUAUCAACCUAUAAGUACGUUCAAAAGGCCUAGUUUCGACGUACCGGACAUGACACCAUCAUUGAACGGCUCGCCAGCGCAGCUUUGGAGGCUAGUUGAGAAGUGCAUGAGCGAUGGAAACUUGCAGAAGCUUAAAGACGGGCAAUUAUCUCCAGAGUAUGUGACGCAAGCGGCAACUCAUUUGAACGCGGAUCUGGAUAGUUCUAACAACGCCACGAACCACCAAUUAAAUACUGAAUUAGACUCUGCAAGCCUAAUUGAAACUGGUGACGAUAGCGACAAAGAUGAAGGUGGUGUAGCAAUUCUCACAAAUGCAGGUCUGAGAAUUGAUCGGGUUACACUAUCGCCGAACGACAAUUACGGUAUGUCUCCUAUCGACCAGGAGGCCAGAAAGGAGCGUACGGAAGCGAAUCAGCAUCUUGAAAGUGACUCACAGGAUUCAGAUGAGAUGCACGUUUACGCAAAUUCUGAGCUGGUGGCACCGCGUGCAUCUUCUCGCCCUCAAUCUCCCAAAAUAAUGCUUGAAGAGCAACAGGAGUUUAAGUUAGGAGUACGUAUAUUAGCUGAUUUGACACCAGAAGAUCUUAACGCACAAUUGCGAUAUUUUCACCUGUUCAAGCAGGCAAACGAGGUGCCUGGCGAUGCCUUAGUCAGAUGCUUGACAUGUCGUGAAGCAGGUCAUAUGGCACCAGACUGUGUAGACUUGACCUGCACCCACUGUGGUGCCUUCAAUGUUCAUGCGAGUUCAAAGUGCAACUUGGUAAAGAAAUGCACUAAAUGCAAGGAACAAGGUCAUGUUGUUGCCGAAUGUCCUCACAAACUGAAGCGAGUGAUGACUCAUGAACUUUCAUGCAAUCUUUGCAAGCGUAAUGGGCACGACGAGGAGGACUGCGAGCUCAUUUGGCGUACGACCGGACUCCCUGUAAGCUUCGACAUGCCGAAAGCAGACCUCAAUCAUCUAUCAUGUCACGAAUGUGGAAAGUCUGGCCACCUGGGCAAUGACUGUCCAUCUCGCAGACCAGGUAAGGCAUUUGGUACAACAACAUGGUCGCUUCAAAAGGACACAUUUAUCAGACGGCUCGAUUCUGCCGCUCCUGAGCUCAGGAUUCGUGGUCGAGCUCGGCAACCUCCUGCCCAACCGGCCGUGAUCAGCGAUGAGAACGAUCAGAACAACUUUUACCGCUCGAGACAGCAAAAGCCAUCUGGUCGAGGCCAAAUUCGUAUCAAGAAUAACUUUGCCAAUAGCCAGACUCUGAACUCACUUCAACCGAUCUCGACAAGUGACGGCCUCAAUCCCUCUAAAAAGAGUAAUCAAUCACAGUCCGAAGCUGGCUAUGGACACCCCCGAGGGUCUCAUGAUGCACCGCGUCAAGCUUCUAAUACCAACUCACAAUACAUUUCCAGUCCCAUGAGUUGGAAUCUCCAGGUCCAGCCUCAAGUGGACCGGUACCUUCCCCAGCAACCGUCUGCUCAACCAUACCGGCCAAUGCCAAGUGCAGCCCAGAAUGCAUGGAGCAAAUAUCGAUCUUGA
This is a messenger RNA of Bacidia gigantensis, 2427 nucleotides long. RefSeq lists its product as uncharacterized. The record is from RefSeq and is a predicted model, not a curated record. The transcript is spliced from 4 exons. The coding region runs from base 1 to 2427 and encodes 808 amino acids. NCBI's taxonomy places the organism in Eukaryota, Fungi, Ascomycota, Lecanoromycetes, Lecanorales, Ramalinaceae. Gene Ontology annotation, molecular function: nucleic acid binding; zinc ion binding.